GCCACCGCCACCACCACGUCCGCCCCGGAAGUCCGCGUCGCUCCUCGCUCUCUCGCUGGCGAUCUUCCGCGAUCGGUCGGGCUGCGCAUCAACGCGCAUACGUCACGUCGGCGGCGGGCCACCUCGUCGUCGUGCGUCGUGUCUCCCGUUAGUCCGCGAUCGUCCUCGCGUCCGUCGCGCUCUGUCAAGCGCGCCCGCUCAUCCUUGACCGGCGAAUCCAAGCAAAGAUCGCCAACAUGUUCAGCUGGCUAAAUCGCGAGGAGAACAACAAGCAGGAUCUCUUCGAAAAUGUCACCGAAGGCCUCAAGAGGAUAUACAAGUCCAAGUUGCUGCCGCUGGAGCAGUACUAUCAGUUCCAUGACUUUCAUUCGCCGCAGCUGGACGAUCCGGACUUCGACGCGAAGCCAAUGAUCCUCCUGGUCGGGCAGUAUUCCACCGGCAAAACCACGUUUAUCAAAUAUCUGCUGGAGAGGGAGUUUCCUGGCAUCAGGAUCGGACCAGAGCCUACUACGGAUCGGUUUAUAGCGGUCAUGUAUGAUGAGAAAGAAGGGGUCAUUCCUGGAAACGCCUUGGUCGUAGAUCCGAACAAACAGUUCAGGCCACUCUCAAAAUUCGGCAAUGCGUUCUUGAACAGAUUUCAGUGUUCGACCGUAGCGUCGCCUGUUUUGAAGGGCAUAUCUAUAGUGGAUACACCUGGUAUAUUGUCUGGUGAGAAGCAACGAGUUGACAGAGGCUACGACUUUACUGGUGUUUUAGAAUGGUUCGCCGAGCGAGUAGAUAGGAUUAUCUUGUUGUUUGAUGCUCAUAAGCUCGAUAUAUCAGAUGAAUUCCGUAGAUCCAUUGAGGCCUUACGUGGGCAUGAUGAUAAAAUUAGAAUUGUUCUUAACAAAGCUGAUAUGAUUGACCAUCAGCAGCUCAUGAGAGUAUAUGGUGCUUUAAUGUGGUCGUUGGGGAAGGUGUUGCAAACUCCAGAAGUGGCUAGGGUCUACAUUGGCUCGUUUUGGGAUCAGCCGUUAAGAUACGAUGUUAAUAGAAGAUUAUUUGAAGACGAAGAGCAAGAUUUGUUCAAGGACAUGCAGUCGCUUCCAAAAAAUGCCGCAUUAAGGAAACUUAAUGACUUAAUUAAACGAGCGCGUUUAGCAAAGGUGCACGCGUAUAUAAUAAGUGCUUUACGGAAAGACAUGCCGAGUAUGUUCGGCAAGGAUAACAAGAAGAAAGAGCUGAUAAAAAAUUUGGGCCAGACUUAUGAUCAAAUUCAACGAGAGCAACAGAUCUCACCUGGUGAUUUUCCAGAUCUAAAGAAGAUGCAAGAGAGCUUAGCGCAUCACGAUUUUAAUAAAUUUAAUCCCCUGAAGCCUAAGUUGUUAGAAGUGGUUGACAAAAUGCUCGCUGAAGAUAUCGCGAAGCUUAUGGCUAUGAUACCGCAUGAAGAAACCACCACCGUUUCGGAACCACUUAUUAAAGGAGGAGCAUUUGAAGGUGUAGAAGAUCAAGUUAGUCCAUUUGGAUACAAAAGAGGAGAAGGAAUCGAUGCAGGUGCAGGUGAACCAGAAUGGAUUGUCAAUAAGGAAAGGUAUAAAUAUGAUAGCAUCUUCGAAUCGCUUGGGCCACAAGAUGGAAAAAUUACGGGAGCAGCGGCCAAAUCAGAAAUGGUCAAGUCCAAAUUGCCGAACAGCGUGCUCGGAAAGAUCUGGAAGCUUUCAGAUGUUAAUAAAGAUGGAUUCUUAGAUUCUGACGAAUUUGCCUUAGCCAUGCAUCUAAUUAAUGUAAAGCUCGAAGGAUACGAUCUACCGGCUGAGCUUCCAGAACAUUUAAUACCGCCAUCGAAACGCGACACAUAAUAUACGAUUUUUGUAUUAUAAUUUAUCAUGUUUCGCAAAUGGUUAACACACGUUUAGAAUCAUGAGAUGGUGGCUAUUAAUUAGCACGUCUUUAUUAAUCGUGCGCGCGUGCGGUUAACAGAUCGAACAAGAAUUAUAAAAUUAUACUUUUACAGCUGUAUCAUAUUAUGUGUAUACUAUGUUACAUUGAUAAUGUAUCAAGGCCAGGGGACAUAUAUAUUUGCAAUUUUAAAGCAUAAUAUACCCAGCAUAAGACAUAAUAUAACCAGCAAUUGACACCGAUAAAGAUAUAUCGGUAUUUUUCAAAUAAUGUAUUUCCGAAAUGUAUGGAGAUUAUACAUAUACAAAAUUA
Molecule: messenger RNA, 2193 nt
Organism: Temnothorax curvispinosus
Lineage: Eukaryota; Metazoa; Arthropoda; Insecta; Hymenoptera; Formicidae
Gene: Past1
Product: EH domain-containing protein 3
Exons: 7
Coding region: 237-1841 (534 amino acids)
Biological process (GO): endocytosis; endosomal transport
Cellular component (GO): cytoplasm; plasma membrane
Molecular function (GO): protein binding; GTP binding; calcium ion binding
Source: RefSeq, a predicted model, not a curated record